Molecule: messenger RNA, 453 nt
Organism: Diaporthe citri
Lineage: Eukaryota; Fungi; Ascomycota; Sordariomycetes; Diaporthales; Diaporthaceae
Exons: 2
Coding region: 1-453 (150 amino acids)
Source: RefSeq, a predicted model, not a curated record
AUGGUCGUGGCUAUCCUCCGUGAUGCCCGUGAGAAACAGUGCAUAACAGAGCCAAAGGGAUCUCGGUCUUACAUGGAGGUGCUGCGCAGGGACGAUCGAUUUCUCAUGAUAUUAAACGACAGCGAACUUGACUGGCAAUCGAAGGAGCACAUGGUUAUUUACCGGGAAGCGAUUCUAGACGGCAUCGAGGCACCUAUUCUAAACCUUGAACCUUACAAACAAAGUCUGAAAUGCCCAUCCUUGGCUGGGUGCAUCCAGCUGGCCAGUGAGUGGCUUGCCAGAUGCGAGAAGAGCCACGCGGAGUGCAAUAACGAGGACAAAAGCGAUUUCGAAUACCCUUUGAGGCUUAUAGACAUAGCUGAUGAGUCUCAACGACUGAUAAUAGUCAAUUCGAGCCGUUCCAGAAGCGUUCGCUAUAUGGCAUUGAGCCACUGCUGUGUUGGAAUAUUCUAG